Caenorhabditis briggsae is the source of this 1014-nucleotide messenger RNA. The record is from RefSeq and is a predicted model, not a curated record. Lineage: Eukaryota; Metazoa; Nematoda; Chromadorea; Rhabditida; Rhabditidae. Bases 1 to 1014 code for a protein of 337 amino acids. The transcript is spliced from 7 exons. Gene Ontology annotation, molecular function: G protein-coupled olfactory receptor activity. Gene Ontology annotation, biological process: olfactory behavior; G protein-coupled receptor signaling pathway.
AUGUUCCUCGUUCAGAAUAUUCUCGCAAUUAUCUCCCUGAUAACCAAUGGUUUAUUGAUUUUCCUCAUUAUCACGAAAUCUCCAAAAACUAUGGGAUCUUAUAAAUAUCUUAUGAUAUUUAUGUCGAGUUUUGAGAUUUUGUACGCGCUUAUUGACUUAUUAAUACACCCGAAAGUUUUCACAAUGAAUACAAUAUUUCUAACAGCAAUUAGUGCUGAACGCUCUUUGCUUCCCCUGAAUAUUUCUUAUCCACUGAUGUUGAUAUGGGGCGGAUCGUUUGGUAUAGCUCUUGCCAGUUUUGGGAUCCAUUUUGUUUAUCGUUAUUUAACUGUGACAGGAAACAAAGCAUGGACCACUGGUUACUCGAUUGUCUUAUGGAUUAGUAUUCCAGUAUUAUCUGGAUUCUUCUUCGCUUUUGCCAUUGAUUUUUUCUGGCAACUCAGCGACGUUAUGGAUCACUUUGUGAGAAGGAAACUUGCCGAAUCUGAAAAUUCGGAUAAAAACAAACUAUUAUAUUUUUCAUCAUAUCUUUUUAAAUCAGCGCCAGAUGCAGAAAUAUCAGAAUUGGAUUGGAUGCAAAUUUACGGAAUCAUAUUUCUGUGCUCCUCAGUGAGCAUAUCAUUCUUCACAAUGAUUUACUUCGGGUUAAAAACGUAUUUCGCUAUGAAAAAGUUCCAAGAAACUGUUUCUGGUCCAUCGAAAAAGAUGCAGGCUCAACUAUUUUAUUCCCUAAUUAUUCAAACUAUAAUUCCACUUAUUCUGAUUCAUUUGCCUACUACAGUAAUCUAUCUGAGCUCAUGUUUUGGUUCGGCGUUUCCUGUUUAUGGAGAAUUGAUAACUAUUACAAUUUCAAUGUUUCCUGCAAUUGAUCCAUUGCCAAGUUUGAUUAUUAUUAAGCCGUAUAGACAAGCUAUCAAAGGAAUUUUCCAAAAGCAAUUGAGUCCGAAAAGUGCUUCUGUGGAUCCGUCAAACCGUGGUAUUUCAAAUACAACUAAUCGAGCUGUAACUUUCUGA